Molecule: messenger RNA, 8859 nt
Organism: Lutzomyia longipalpis
Lineage: Eukaryota; Metazoa; Arthropoda; Insecta; Diptera; Psychodidae
Gene: tei
Exons: 13
Coding region: 1024-3594 (856 amino acids)
Biological process (GO): cell-cell adhesion
Cellular component (GO): cell-cell junction
Molecular function (GO): cell adhesion molecule binding
Source: RefSeq, a predicted model, not a curated record
CCUCGUCAAUUGACGCCCGAUCUUUCAGCCGGCCACGCGAAGUCAGGCAGUCCCUGAGUACACGUCGUGGCGUAAGGACCGCGCGCGGUUUCGAUUCUUAACUUAUAUCACCUCUUGUCAGUCAAAGCAUCCCCUCGUACUUGUCUUCUCGCAAAAGGCGCGGUGACCUCCGUGGUCCCAUUUCUGUGCCCAAAAAACAGUGAUUUUCCUCACAAAAAAAGAAUCCUUCUCACGUCUGGCCUCGAUGCUGCUGAAUCUGUGCAUUUUCACUCAGCUUCACUAGCCAACAAAACAUAGCGAAGAAUCCCUUUCUCCUAUCACCCUUCAUUCAAUGCUGUAAAAAAAUCAUUCAAACCAUCUUCGGGACAUUAAAGUUUUAACCAAAGUUCGGGACAUUUAGAAGAAAAAAAGCGAAGAAUACAAUUUAACUUGGUAGUUGUGAAGUGUUUUGUGAAGGAGUUUUCGUUUUUAAAGGAGCAAAAUUCUCUCGCAUAUAUGUGUGUUCAUCUAUAUUUGGUAUUUUAGCUUGCUUGCGGCAACUAUAUAGAGAACCUCUGUGUAUUUGUUCUUUGUUGUUGGUGGUUAUAAAGCUAAAAGCUUCUACUAUAAGUGUUUUGUAGUGACAAAGUGCAAAAAGGAAGCUCAAAGACAGUUCUUGUAGUGAAGAUUAAUGCCAAGUUCAGGGAGAAAUCCUUCGGGGGAGAGAGCUUACUUCAUUCACAAAAAUCCUCCACAAAAUUAAUGGACAGCAAAAGCACGAACUAAACAAAAAAGAAAUAAAAUUUAAUCACUAAAAAAAAGAUUUGCUCAAUUAAAAAGAAAAACAAAUAAAAAAUGACGAUAUAUAUGUGCUAAAAAUGUGUGUGUGUUAAAUAAAGUGUCUGAGUGUGUAGAGAUUAUUAAAAAAAAAUAAAAAUAAAAAAAAUCUCAUUGGAGUGUUGUAGAAAACCUUUAGAGCGUCCAUUCCUUGUUGUGAGUGUAAAGUUUUUUAACAAUAAAUCUUCGUGGUUUAGUGAUGACGUCAUGAGAGCCCUCUUCGAUUGGCGCUUUUGGAUACUAUUUUGCAUAUAUUUUGCCCAACAAUGCAUUCUUGGCGACAGCAACGUGAACCCACAGCGACACAGUGGACAGCAAAUGGUAGCCGUACGAGCUGACACGGACCUUGGUCGAGUAUCAUCCUCGCGGAUUGGGGCUGAUACGCGGCCGAAGAUUGAUUUCUCACCCAGCGGCUACUUCCGUCGUCGCGCCCGACGACGUUCCGUAAUGAAAUUGAGGCGCUUUGAACGAGAAGCCGGCCUCAAUGGCACAGUGGCGCCACAUCUACAGGUGGUAGCACCCCCUCUGGACACAGCAGCCACGAGGCCACCUAGUACGAAUAAACCCACGAGAGUGGAUAAAAGUGUUCACUCAACCUCAUCGAAUGGCGCACCUGCUUCAUCCGAUGGUAACAAACGUGAUAGUAGUGAUAAGGAAAGAAUUAGCACAAGUUCCAUUUACUCUUCCAUCUCUUCCGCCACCACAACUACCACCACUGCCACUAUUUCCGCCACACCUGGCUCACAUGUCGCCAAUACGACCAAGCCCCACCAUAGGGCGGCCGAUGUGAGCAUAGAAGCCGGUGGGGUCAUCGAUGAGGGCGAACAGAUCAUCAUAAUUGCCGGCGAUGGCGGCGAAGAGGUGGUCGAUGUGGUCGCCGAAGAUGCCAAGGAGAAGCUUCAGGAGCGCAAUGUGGACGCCUUCCUGAGUGACGAACCCAAAGCCCUACCAUUGAGACCCAUUAUUCGGGGUCCAUUUGACGAUGAGCACCAAGGUGAGGUGUCCAUUGUCUAUGCGGAGCAACAUUCCGAAGUAAAGGUCAAUUGUGAGGUUGACAUGGACAUUGUUAGCAGUAUUUGGUCUCGCGAUGACCAGAUAGUGCACACAAUGGACAGAAAUUCUCGGCCGACGAACGAUUAUCGUUUCAUAAGAGAGCCCAGAGGCGGAUUAACAAUUACGAAUGUUAUGCUGGAAGACGAUGGCAAGUGGCAGUGUGAGGCGAAAAAUGCCAGAGGAUACGUAGAGAACGCCCGACCAGUUAAGCUGGUCGUUUUAGACCGUCCAAAACCACCCUAUUUACUGAUUGACUCCCGUCGCCUCGACGCUGGGAAUAUUUUUGUACCUGUAAAGGAGAAUUCAGAGCUGAGUCUAGCCUGCGUCAGCGAAGGUGGUAACCCCAAGCCUGUCCUCACGUGGGAGAUCCUCCUGAGUCCUGGUGUGGAUCGGCACGCCCAGAAAGUAACGGCUGAACUUACGCAGCUGCAGGAAGUUAAAAAUGACAAAGAUAGGGAACCCUACAGAAUUAACAGUGGUGCCAUUUCGGAAGCCAAAUUACCAACUGUCUAUCGGGCACAUCACAAUGCACGCAUUUUGUGUGUUAUGGAACAUCCCACCUUGAAGAUGCGACUGAAUGCCUCACUUCUCCUAGAUGUACAAUAUACACCAUCAUUUGCAAUUUCCCGAACACCGGGCUUUGGGUAUCCGCUGAGGGAAGGAAUUGAAGUGUCAUUGAAGUGCGACGUCGACUCCAAUCCACCGAGUACGCCGGUGUGGCAGAAGGACGACGGGGACACACCGGUUCCACAACCUGGUGAUGGCUUCCUCAAUUUCACCUCCAUCCGACGAGAACAUUCGGGAUGGUACAAAUGCACUUCGAGACAUCUGAACUUUCAAUACUCCAGCAUUGGGUACUAUCUCAGUGUAAGAUACGAUUCGGUGGAUGUAACGUCGGAACCCAUUGAGCAGGAGAUGUCGAUAGCUGCAUCGCAUAACCCCUACAAGCCAGCCCAAUUGGAAGUUCAAUUAGGUGGCGCCGUUACAUUGCAAUGCCCUCAAGGAUCACUUGGGUGCUGGUCACAAUUGGAUCCUGUAACAGCACGCCUAAAGGGCCUUGGUGUGGGUCUUUCCACGCCAACGGGGCAAUCAAUGCUGAAGGAUGUGGUGUACCAGGAUGCCGGUGUGUACAAGUGCAUUGGUCAGAGUCCUGCGGCAAAAAAGAAGCUCGAAGUUCUCCACACCGUUGCUGUUGCUGUGAAAGGUCCUCCAACGGCUGUAGCGAGAAAUGCCACCCCCGUUGCAUAUCCUGGAUCACCACUCCAUCUAUCGGUUGAAUUUUGUGCAAACCCACCGGCUUUUGCCGCUAGAUGGCUACACGGGGAUCGUGUUUACACACCUGGAAAUCAAUAUGGAAUUGAUGUGCUUGCGUACGGCGUUAUCGACCUCCCAACGCCCUUCUGCAAAGAGGCCCGCCUAACGUACGUUCACAUGCACGAACGCGUUCCAAGGACCUUUUACUUCGUUGUGUCGUCACCAGGCGGCGUGGCGGAAGCAAUUUUCCGCGUGAACUUUACACUGAGGCACAAAACAAUGUCCAAUUCAGUGGAUGACGGUGACGACGAGGAGCUCAGCGAGCCGGAAGAAAUUCACUUUCCUGUUUUCGGUAGCACCAGCUGUCGUCCCAAUCCCUCCACCAUUCUCCUUCCACUCAUCCUCCUACCCGUCCUCCUAGCCCACAUCAUCCACUCCCUACGCCCUGUACAUACAACAUACCCAACAUAAAUUCCUCCCCACUCACCCCUCACACUCAUCCACAUGUGCGAUGUAAAAAGCUUCUCCUAUAUGCUACUUAUUCACUAAUUUUUUGUUUCCUUAAAAACACCCAAAAAAAAGCUUCAAAACAUUUCUACUCUAAGAUUAUAACUUGUGUACAUUUUUAUGCCAUCGUGGCAUAGGCUUAAAAAAUGAGAGAGAAUGCAAAAUGUUUCGCUAUAUAGAUAGGAUAAAAGGUGAAAAGUUCACCAAACCCUGUCUACUUUAACAAAACAAGAUGAAAAAAAAAUGCCAAAAAGUAUAUUAAACUCUAUGCAAUUAAUACUCUUUAAACUUACCUCUAUCCCUGUAUUUUACCUAUACCGUAUCUAAUUAAACUAGUCUAUAUUUAACUAUCUCAUAAGCUUCUGCAAAAUCAUCACACAUUUUUUUCUAACAACUAUCCUGUGGUUUCCAAAGGAAAACUGAAAAUUAGGUUAAAAAAAUGUUUAGAAAAAAAUUUUCGUAUUUUUUUUUGGUUUUAGAAAAUUAUCAAUUCAAGCAAUAGACUUUAAAAAUAAGGGAUGAAAUAUGGCUAGAAAGGAGAUUUCUCAAUGAAUUUUCAUGAUUAGGCUUGAUUUAUCAUUGGAUGAAAUUCAGUUGAAAGAGAAUCUUAAGAUUUCUUAAGAAAAACUUUAAAAAAAAUUGUAUUAAAAUUUCAAGAUUUCAAGCGAUUUUCGAGGGUUUCUUGGUCGCUGAAUUAGGCCGAAUAUUUGGUUUUCAGUCCUAAAACUACACAGAUUGAAGAACAAAACUUUUAAAAAAUCAUUAAAGCCUAAGAAAAAGGUAAAAUUCAACCCGGAAAGUUUAGUUAAUUAAUGCUAAAAAGUAGUAAACUGAAACCCAAAAAGAGACUAAAUUAAAACCAAAAAUUUCUAAAUACGUUUUUGGAUUUUUCCGGUUUUGAGUUGUUCGGUUUUUAGCAAAAGACGUUCAUGUGAAGUUAAAUAUGCAGAUCUUUGGAAAUAUUCGGAUGAUUAGCCUAAAAAACCAAAAUAUUUGUCAGAUAAAUACCCCUUGAUUUAACCACAUUCAGAUUGACUUAAAAAUCUAAGGUUUUGCUUAAGAAAAAAUGAGGAAAUCUUAAUUUUCUAUUGAGAAAUCUUAAGAAAACUUAUCAAAAUUAUAGAAAAAAUUAAGAAAUAUUAAGAAGAAAUAUUGAGAAAUCUUAAGUCUUUCUUAAAAUAUCCUAAGUCUGUCUGACUUGUGAAUUUCACCCAAUUAUCACAAAGUAUUUUUUUUUAUUUAUUUAGUUGAAAUGCUUUUACUGCGUCUUCUGUUCAAAAAUUCCGUGGCAAUUGAACUGAUUAAUGCUAGCUGCUAAUUACCAAUAAAAUCCUAAUUCUUCAUUGGAAGGAUUUUCGGUUAUAAAGCUCCUUUAAAAUUAAAUAAAAAUUUUUUUUAGUUCAAUUUUCAUUUAGCCAAAAAAAAAUAAAAUAAACUCUCAGAAAUGUUCUGAAUAUCAUUAUUUUCUAAACAUCUAACUGCCAUUGGAAACUGCCUAACAAUGAAAACUAUAUCCUUGCUAGUCCUUGUACUGAAGCUCCCUCUAUGAAAAUUUAUUCCUUUCCUGAAAGGAAUAAAAUAAAAUUCAAAAUGAAAAAAAUGAAAUUCCCAACGCAAAUAUUAGAAAUAAAAAAAAAAUAUUACAGAGAACAUUCCACAAAUGUCUUGCUUUUGCACAAUUCCCACAAAAAAUGUCCUUCUUCACCAUCUAUAAACACGGUGGAAUUUCACAUAAAGGAAUCCUUUCCCAGAGCUUUUUUCGCCCAAAAAAAAAUUGCUCUUGAAUAUGAGAAAAAAGUGAUUUUUCCCCUGUUUUAUUGCUCACAGAGACAUUCUCUUUGGUGCGAUGAAUUUCAGCUUUAUUUUAAAAGUGAAAAAAAAAUGUCUAUUUGAGAGUCCUUUUUCCUGAAAUUCAUGUCACUGACUAAAACGUUACAUAUAGCUCUAAAAGUGCACAUAAUAUGCAAAAUCCAUUAGACGGAUACUUUAUAAGAAGAAAAAAGAGAAUUUUCCAAAAGAGUGUCCACUUUUGUUGCAACUUCAAAAGACUUGGUUCUGAGGCUUUAGGAACUUACUCGAAUUAAUAUAGAAUGAAGAACUAAUAAAAAAAUUAAUGCGCAACGUGAAAUAAUGUGUAAAAAAAAUUGAGAAAAAUGUAUGAAGAAAAUUUCGAGGUGGAAAAGUUAAGUGUUAGGGAAUAAGGGAAAGUAACAUUUAAAAUGUGACGUAUAAUUUUUUAGCAGUUUUAUAAGAAGAUGAAAAAAUUGUAUAUGUACAUUUGAGGAGUAAAAAAAAACCUACAAUUAUGUAUAGAAAGACUUAGAUGCCAAACAAUAAGUGAAAAAAAAAAUAAAACGAGGUGAGUAUUGAAUUUUUUGUGUAUAAAAAGGAAAAAAAAAACUAAUAAUAUUAAUUAAAAAAAUAUAUAAUUAAAUAAAAUCGUUAACAUUCGCAGCAAAGAAAGAAAACCCUUCGCGAAAAUUAAUUGAAAACUCAUCGAUUGAGAAACCGCCAAUAUGCGAAAAAAAUCCCUUAAAACAAAUAAGGGCGAACAUCUCUAAUAUACAAUUUAAGUUUACUGGCCUAUCACCUUUAAGAGAAAAAAAAUAGUCACUGUGUAAGUUAAAAGCAAGAAAAAAGAAGAAAAAACAUGAAAACUUCAUCACUAUACCACAAAUCAAACGGAUUAUUCCCAAUAUUUAAAGACCUAGAAAAGCAUACAAAGAAAAAAAUGUUUAUGAAAAUUUACUUAAAUAGUUCACUGAGUAUUCGUAUAUACAGAAUGGAAAAGAAACUAAGAAAAAAAAAAUGGAUGAAAUGUUGCCUAGUCGUUUAAACAUUAAAGAAAAAACAAUUUUCAUUUUUAGCAAAAUAAAAAUUGUAAUGAACGAGAGUUAAUUAUUUGUGUAAAAAAAAAGUCUCAUGUAAUGUAAUGAGAAUUAAAAAAAAAUGUAAAACAUUCUUUUUGAGUCAGGCUGUAUUUCUGCUAUGGUACCUCAUUGUUGUAGCAUGUGGACAUGAAUGAAAAAAUGCGGAAAGUACCAGAGAAAAAAAUUAGAUUUAAACUAAAACUCUCUCCAACCCCCAACACGUUGUUACUUUCACUAUCUUUUAACAAAAAAAAUGCUUUCUUCUAUAUAGAAAAAAUCCAUCAACUUCUCUCAUUCAUACAGCACCUAAAGAAAUCUUUUAAAAAUCUAUUUUCGUUAAAUUUUAGUUAAGAGAAUUUAUAACGUAUGGUUUUUAAAACUUUUUGUUUUUUUUUUAUUUUAGUUUUACAUAAAAAUAAUUAAAAGAUUGUUUUAAUUUUAAUUAGGAAAUACAAAACAGAUAUGAUAAAUUAAAAAAAAAACAUAAAACAUAAAAGAAAAUAAGAUAAUCUAACUUUUUUUUUUAAAAAUUUCUAAACUUUUACAAUCUUAUUUGAUUUAUAAAAAAAAUUCAUAAAAUGGGAUGAAUCGGAUCAAUUUUCUUAAGUAUUUUUAACAUUAGAUGUUUAAAGAAAGCCGUUAGUUUCGAAUUCUUUAUUUUCUUAAUUUACAAUUAAUUUAUGCAAUAAUGCCUAUGAAUAAACUAUAGAAAAUCCGUAUAAGUAAAUUAUUCAAAUUAACGGAUAACUAACUAUAAAAACUGAAAACUGGAAACUAAAUUAAGAACCUGAAAAAAGCUUCUAAAUUUAUUUAAAAGGGAAAUAAGUCUAGAAACCUUUUUAAUUUUUUUAGGUUAGUUUUAAAUAAAAAAAAAAUAACCAAAAACUGUUGAGAAUCCGUUUAAAGUUGCUUUUAAAGAAACUUCUAAAAUUAGUUUAAUGGAAAAUAAGUCUAGAAAUCGGAAAAAUCGUUUAAACUUUAUUUUAGGGUUUUAUUUAAAAAUAAAAGGAACCAAAAUCUGUUACGAAUCCCUUUAAAGUUGACUUUACAAAUUAAUUUUUCAACAUUUUUAGUAACAACAUAAAUGGUCUCGAUUUCUGUAAAAUAAAAUUUAUCAAGGUAAGAAAUAAUUAACUAAAAAUAUCAAAACUGAAAAUAUCCGAUUCAUCCUAAUAUUAGGAUUAUCUAAAUUAGGAUCAAUUUUCGAAACGACAAAACUUAGGUAAUCAAAACUCCCAGAUUUUAUUUAUUUUUAUAUAAUUUUUAAAUUUGUUUUUUUUUUAACAAAAAGAGUUGGUCCGAUUCACCAAUUUAGCAGUAUUUAAAUAUUUAAUAAUAACUCAUUUUAACGAUUUUACUCAUUUAAAAGCAAUUCCAAAAUUAUUUUGGUUCAAGAACAGUUAGAUUCGCAAAUAAAAAAAAACCUUUAAGUAUUAAACUUUUUAUUUCCAAAAUUAUAUAUUUUUUAAGAAGAUCUUUCCUAGAUUUUUUAAAUUCUUCCCUAUAUUAACGUUGUUUUACUUACAAACCUUUUAUUUAUAUUUUCAAAAACUUUACAAAAUAAAAUAAAAAUCAUAUUUAGUUACUAACGUUUUGUACAAAACCUCACUGUUUUUGAUAAUUCAACUUUAUUUUCCAAAUUAAAUUCAAACCAAAAUACAAAACAAAUAUAUUAACCCAUCUGUCUCUCCCUCUAUCUCAACUUCAUCAUCAAAUCAUCCUCUUCAGAAUACCCCGCGCGAUCCCUCUUAGAUAAAUCACACAAAAAGGCCAAAUUAAAUUUAUAAAACAAAUUUUACAAGACGACACAAUAAACGGUGCUAAAUGUAACCCAAAUAAUGAAGAUGAAAAAAAAAGAAAAACAUUCUUUUAGGUGGAGGAAGAAGCUUGUAAGACGAUUUAAUUGGAAAAUCUUAUGAGAAUGUUCUAUUUAGCGAAUAAGAGGAAACAAUUUGGAUAAUUCGGUUAUUUUUUUUGAAAACAAAAAACAAGUGGAAUUAAGGAGAGAAAAAUAUAUAUAAAAUAUAUAUAAAAAUGGAAGAAAAUACCAACAUCUGGCAUUAAAAUAUGGAGUAAAAAAGGGACGAGGUAGAAGAAAAAUUUUCAAAUGAAAACGAUGAGUAGCUUAAAAGUCAUUAUCAAAACCAUCCAUUAAGUAAAUUUAAAAUAUAUAUAAAAAAUGAACAAAAAUUAUGUAUUUGAAGGAAGUUCCACCAAAAAAAAAACACGUAUAAGAGGAAGACAAAAGGAAAAAAAAAACAAGAGGAAAAAUAUAGUUUAUCAAUGAGAUUUAUGUUAAAUGUAAUAUCCUUAAAAAUGUAAAUUUAUUAUAUAAAAUAAAAAUAUAAAACAAAUGAGA